AUGUAUCUGCCCCGACCCACUUGCUGGCGACCCGUAGGGUCGCUAGUUUUGAUAUAUGAGAAAAUUUCUCGGACUGCUAGUGGUGCCAGCUGGGACGGACAUUGUUUGUUCUUUAGUUCUUACAAACGCCUAAAUAAUGCUCUGCGAUCAAUAAGAGGAUUGGUUUUAUCAACUUCAUUCCAGUGCAGAACAAUGUUUUACACCCGUUAUCGUGUAGCUACCAAGGUAGUUUGUAACAGUUUGUUUCAAUGCCAAAGAUCUGGAUCUUGGUUCAUUAUUUUUUGCAAGCUUACAGUGUCAGUCGGGCGAUUGUUCUCUGAUGGUAAUCACAAGAUUCUGACUUUGGGGGUCUUUCUCCUAUACUUGUAUGAAGGGUUUGGAGGAGCAGAUUCUGAGUCCAAAAUUGCCCAGUGGAGGGCUAGAUUUGAACAGUAUCGACAAGAUCCUGCGCUUGCUAAAGCCGAAAAUGAGGAGAGUUCAGAAAGUUCGGAAAGCAAAUUGAAAGCACCCGCGAUGCUCGCGUUCAUGGCUGCUUUUGGAAGAAAGGAUGAAGAGGAGGAAGAGGCGAAAGAAAGCGCUGAGGAACGAAUACAAAAGUUGCAAGAAGAGAUGCUGAGGACACAGAGUCAAUAUCAACGAGAGUUAGAGCGGCUGGAAAAGGAAAACAAGGUCCUGAAGCAAAGGUUGCUGCUAGCCGACCAAGGUGCGGUCAAGCGGAUGCGAAGGUUGAAGCGCUCCCUAAUUGAUAUGUAUUCUGAAGUGCUAGAUCUGCUCAGUGAGUAUGAUUCUUCCUAUAACACCGCCGAUAAUUUGCCCCGAGUUGUGGUCGUGGGUGAUCAGAGCGCAGGCAAAACAUCGGUAUUGGAAAUGGUGGCACAAGCUCGUAUCUUUCCACGUGGUUCAGGGGAGAUGAUGACUCGAGCACCGGUCAAGGUGACCCUUUCCGAAGGUCCAUACCAUGUGGCCCAGUUCAAAGACUCAACUCGUGAGUUCGAUCUAUCAAAAGAUGAGGAUCUACGACAGUUGCGCUCUGAAAUUGAGGUCCGCAUGAGGAACUCGGUGAAGGAUGGGCAUAGUGUAUCCAAUGAGGUGAUAGCACUUACUGUGAAAGGUCCCAAUUUGGCUCGCAUGGUUCUUGUUGAUCUUCCUGGCGUUAUCUCUACGGUCACAGUUGAUAUGGCUAGAGAAACCAAGGAUGAUAUCAUAAAAAUGAGUAGAACGCACAUGGAAAAUCCGAAUGCCAUUAUCUUAUGCAUACAGGAUGGAUCUGUUGACGCGGAACGCAGUAAUGUCACGGAUCUGGUCAGCAGCAUUGAUCCUACUGGAAGGAGAACUAUAUUAGUCCUCACUAAGGUGGAUUUAGCGGAGAAGAACCUGGCUAAUCCGGACAGGAUAAAAAAGAUAUUGGAAGGUAAACUUUUCCCAAUGAAAGCACUGGGCUACUAUGGGGUGGUGACUGGACGUGGCAAUAGCGCUGAGUCAAUAGACGAAAUCCGCAGAUAUGAAGAAGAAUUCUUCUCGAACAGUCGGCUUCUGAAGGACGGUGUGCUGAAACCCUCCCAAAUGACCACUAGAAAUAUGUCCUUAGCCGUAUCGGAUUGUUUUUGGAGAAUGGUUCGAGAUUCGAUUGAAAGUCAAGCUGACGCUUUCCGUGCAACUAGAUUCAACCUUGAAACAGAAUGGAAGAACACUUAUCCACGGAUACGGCAGCUAGACAGGGAUGAGCUCUUCGACAAAGCGAGAGGGGAAAUUCUCGAUGAGAUUGUUAACCUCUCAUUAGUUACCGCCGAGGAGUGGGAGAGGAAGUUGGAAAAGAAGCUGUGGGAUACCGUUUCAAGUCACGUGUUCGAUCAGAUUCUAAUGCCCGCUUGGGUGGUCGAAAAUGCCGGCUCAUUCAACACGCUGGUAGAUAUCCGUCUUAAACACUGGGCAGACAAGGAGUUGCCGCAGAGGAGUGUGAAUUCUGGAUGGGAAACGCUACGGGAUGUCUUUACUCAGCAAGUAAAUCAAGACGUGAGCCGAAGCGACCAUGAUCCAAUCUUCGACCCGCUCAAGGAAGCUGUCGUGCAGGAAGCGAUGUCAAGUCAUGAAUGGGACUCUAAAGCAUUGGAUUAUCUGCGCGUGAUCCAACUAAAUGCAAUGGAAGAUCGUGCGGUUCCGGAUCGAAGGACCUGGGAUUCUGCUUGUCAGUUCAUGGGACAGACUGCUUCAGCCAGACUCGCAACGGUAAACCAACAACUGAGUGAAGCGCGUGGACCAGGGUGGGUGUCACGGUGGAUCUUCUGGCAAGCACCUUCAGCCGACAAUCACUUCGCCAGUGCAGUACAGGAUGAGCUAGCUGCAAUGCUUUCUAAUGAUCCAGACCAUAAGCAAGCGUUGACUGACGAAGACGUUUUGGUAAUUCGACGGAAUCUCGAAACUAAAGGAGUGAUUGAAGUCCCUUCGGAGACCAUACGGCGUCAGUGGAAUUUGAUGUACAAAAAGCACUUCUUAGAAAAGACAAUACAGAAUAGUCGCGAUAGCCCAUCCUUAUACCAGCAUUAUCGCCAAGGGUUCAAUGAAGGUGACAUUGACUGCCAAACCGUUGUCUUUUUCUAUAGGAUACAAAGGAUGCUGAAGUUGACAUGCAACGCCCUGAGGCAGCAGAUUACGAACACUGAACAGCGCCGGUUAGAAAAGGAAGUGAAGGAUGUGCUAGAUGACUGGUCGCAAGAAGCUGACAAGAAACAGACGUACUUGACUGGUAGACGCGUGGACCUCGCAGAAGAGCUCAAACAAGUCCGACGGAUACAAGAAAAAUUGGAGGAAUUUAUGGUUCAGCUUCAGCGCGAAAAAUUAGCACUGCUGAUUUCGGUUAUGCUAGGUGUAGUGAAAAGGUCUCCAGGCACGAUGUCGAUUAACACCGCAAAUACACCGGAUGGUCGAGGUGUUUUGAUUUAUAAUGGUGAAGUCAUACUUGUUUUUGCUCGAAGUGUUGUAAUGACGAUAGGGAAAAAUGAGAACCAGGCUUUGGAAGGAAAAUUUAACGGCGUGCUCUACUUAACAUCACAUCGGGUUAUCUUCAUGCCUGAUGUGCAGCAAGCAUUUCAUUCUUUUGAAAUGCCCUUUUCUUCUAUGCAAGAUGUACAUUUGGAGCAGCCCAUUUUCGGCGCGAAUUAUCUGCGUGGUAUAGCGGUGGCCAUCCCUGGAUCGCAGUUAUUUGGUGAAGUUCCUUGGCGACUAACAUUUAACAAAGGAGGAUGCAUUGAUUUUGGACGAACUUUACUCGAGGCUGUCGACAGGGCUAGCAGGUAUCGUCCGUCAAACGCUCCUCCACCCUAUGCUCCUCCUCGCGGUGAUUUUUAUGCAGCUCCUCCGGAUUAUUAUGCUCCUUCUAGUGCUGGGCAUAAUGGAUUGCAGCCUCCGACUCAGGCAUUCCCCGAUCGUCCGCAGACGAAUUCCGUGUUCAUGUGCGAAGCACCUCCUCCAUAUCCAGGAAUUGGACCAGAUCGAGAGCCUAUGCCGACCGAACAGCUGCAUCGAGCCGGCACAGCUUCACCUCCUCCAUAUGCAGCUGACACUGAAGGCUUAAGAAGAAGACAUUGAAUGACGACAGUUUAUGUGCUCCAUUCGGUUAUUUACUUCAAAGCAAACAUUCUCUUCAACUUAAUCUUUUUUGUUCCUUCAAAACUCAGUCAUAGUCAUUCCUAAUGUUCCGGUAACAUGACCUGGUGUAACGUCAAGUAAGAAUCCCUCUAAAGCCUCAAAGCUCGAUAGGAAUUUUGAAGAAGUCAGCACUGCUGUAGCAAGUCAUAAAGCUGUGGUCUUUUUUUUUUGAAAAAAAACCGUUUUAUAGCUUCUUGCUUGACGAUAGAUCAAUGAAUAAUAGUGGUGAUACCCAACGGUGAUUAUUUAUGGCAAUAUUCUUUUUACAUAUCUUUCAAUUCUGUGU
Molecule: messenger RNA, 3931 nt
Organism: Cylicocyclus nassatus
Lineage: Eukaryota; Metazoa; Nematoda; Chromadorea; Rhabditida; Strongylidae
Source: the annotation of a GenBank genome assembly